Messenger RNA from Triticum dicoccoides, 2077 nucleotides. RefSeq lists its product as uncharacterized. The record is from RefSeq and is a predicted model, not a curated record. Lineage: Eukaryota; Viridiplantae; Streptophyta; Magnoliopsida; Poales; Poaceae. The transcript is spliced from 5 exons. Bases 889 to 1665 code for a protein of 258 amino acids.
UUUGUGACAAAAGCUUACCGACGGCUUUAAGCUUGCCAAUCGUCGGGGAGCAGGCCUGCCUUCUACCAAUUUUGACACUCCUCUUUUCAGCCUCUGAAAGCUUCAAAUCUCUCAUCUUGCCCUCCACUCCGUCCAGGGCAGGGGUCCUCCUGUCCUCCAUUGUUGGAUGUCCUCACUGAAUCCCGAAGGGAAUACCCAGUAGCCACCUCCAAGCCCACCUCUGCACGCCAGGAAUCAGGAUUAACUGGUGCUUACGAUCGUCCGAGUCUAUAGGCGAGAGGCUUUUUUGGGGAUUUGAUUUUUGGGAUGGAUUUGCUUAUGUUCUUGGUCUGGGAACUGGUUUUGGACAACCAAAUCUCGAGCAACAGUCAUGGAUUGGGUUGGAAGAUGGUGGGGAACUGGUCAUCUCUCAAUCGCUCGCAGCAAAUGAGAAAACCAAGUGUGGAUCUAGAAAUUCGGUGGGACGGACCUCGACAUGCAUUUAGGCUGCGUUUGGCAGCAAAGUUUUUUCAAUGUUUUCUGAGAAUAUUGUGGUUUCUGAAAAAGACCAAGGUUUUGAAUACUUUGCUGCGUUUGGCAUCAGAAAAAACCGAAGUAUUGUAAACCACGGUAUGCCAGAAACCAACGUAUUUUUGUGGUAUCUGGAAAAGAGGUCCCGACCUCUUUUUUUCAAACAGAACGGAGAGAAAUCAUCGGGGAGAUCACGGUGACGUUGCCGUCUACGUUGAGAUAAGAAUACCAGCUGCGAUCCCAUCCUAUUUUCCCUCUUUCUGUUAUGGUAUAAACUCCUGGUUAUAGCCAAUCUCAUCCUAUUUACGAGUAGCAGGUCUCUCAGGUUCUUCUUCUAGCCGGCGUCCCGUGCAAGUCUCGUCUCUUCUCUGCAGCGCCAUGAGCGAAUCAAGCUCUCCACCACGGAAAAAAGGGCCAAAACAGGACAGAGCUACAUGGAAUAAUGGUCGCACUGGCUUUUUUGUGUCAAUGAUGAAAGAGUAUGCAAAUGUGGGAAGGUAUCAUGGCCAAAAUGGGCGGACCAAGGAAGGAUGGCAAGCUAUGAAAAACCGCCUUAAUGAGAGGCCUCCUGGAGCUAAUUUCACUGUUCAACAGCUGAAAGAUAGAGAGCAAAGGCUGAAGAAGAAACUUAAUGUUAGCUAUCAAGCGAACAACGCAAGUGGAGAUACAAACAAUUCCCCUAUUAUGAUGUUUUAUGUGAAAUUUACGAAGGUCAAAUGGCAGAAGGAAAGCAUUGCAAAAGGACAACCGAUGGUAAUGAAGAGAGGAUCAUCAAUGCCAGAAUAUGAGUUGGGCAGAGAUAUAUAUGGGGAUGAUGUUGACUUAUCAUAUGGUGGAUAUACAGAACCUCUAGGGAGUAAUCAAAUUCAUGCUUCAGCAGUAGAAGAUUUAACGAGUGUGGAUUCACCUCAAAGGAAGAGGCUUCGGAAUUCUAAAGGAUCUGAUGACGGAAGUGAGAAAAGUAAGGGGAAAAAAGAAAAGGACACUAUGUUGGCCAACUUGGUUUCCGUGAGGGAGGAAGAAAUGCAAACUUAUAAAGAAAUGAAGACGAAGCAAAUUGAUAGCUACAAGGAAAUCAAGAUGGCACAAAUGGAAAGGAAUGAUCCAAAAAAUGAUCCAUAUGGCAUGCCAAACUGCAAGCCAAGCUUAUUAUAGAUGAGGCCAACCUAUGGGUUACUGCAGGGGCUAAACAAUUAGGAAAAAUUGUAUCGCGCGAGUAAUUGUCAUGUCGUACUUCGGCCUUGUGUGACUCUACAAAACUCUAUUCUCCUCUACUUUAAUAGAUGAGGCAAAUCUUUUGCCUCCGUUUUGAAAAAAAAGAAUUUGGGACUCACACCAAAUGAUCAACACAAGAUGAUCAACCAUCUCAAAGCAGAUAUGCUAAACCGUCAAACAUUCAUGGAAGUGGAGGAUGAUGUUCUAUCCGUGAUUAUCCAAGAAGUCGUUGCCCCGCGGGUCUGAAGGAUACUGAAGUAGUAUAAAUUUUAUUUAAUCGUUACCAUUCCAUUUAUUCAUCAUUAUGUUCCAUGAAUUAGGAUCAUGUAUCUUUCUAUUCUGAAUAACGGAA